Messenger RNA from Eurytemora carolleeae, 3787 nucleotides. RefSeq lists its product as uncharacterized. Gene Ontology annotation, cellular component: Fanconi anaemia nuclear complex. Lineage: Eukaryota; Metazoa; Arthropoda; Copepoda; Calanoida; Temoridae. The coding region runs from base 4 to 3342 and encodes 1112 amino acids. The record is from RefSeq and is a predicted model, not a curated record. The transcript is spliced from 12 exons. Gene Ontology annotation, biological process: interstrand cross-link repair.
AGAAUGGACGCGGAGACAGCUUACAAUGAUUUGUUAAAUAAAUACGCAAAAUUAGAUCUCUUCCCUGUUGCAAGCUUCCAAACCUUGAAAUCUGAUGCUCUGAAGAUAGCAUGUCAUAGUAUUGACUUUUCCGGAUUAGUAAAAGAACUGGAGAGCUGGGAAGAGGUAGACCCGGUGACCUUGUCCGAUCUGAUAAACUUGAAACUAUCCUGCUCCCAUGAAUUUAAGGGGUUCAGUGUACAGGAUGUUCUAGAAUCCCUGAUUCAACAAGCUGUAGAGAAAUAUGUGUCCACCAGGGAUACGUCUGGGUUGGAUAAGGUUGGAAAAUUGUUAUCCAACCUGGAUCUCAGCGGAGUCUUGAACCGUGAGGAUCUUGAGUUUGAAUAUCCUCUCGUUUCUCCGUCCGUAUCCUUAUCCCUGCACAAAGUGGGAUUGAUAGAUCUCGGAUCCCAGCUGGAUAUUAGUUGGAAGAACGCGGAAAAGGAUGUCAAGGGUUUCCUUGCUGCCUAUGUUGAUGAGGUUGCUGGUGGAUUAGGACGGGAGAUUACAGAACUCCUGGUCAAGGUUGGAUUUAACAAGCAAGAGGAUCAGAUGAGAAAGAAGAGAGCGAAUAUUUUACUGGAGAAAAUGUUAACUAAAGUAAUAGACAGGAUCAGGAAUGGAGAGUCUAUAGAUCUGGGAUGGAUGGGACGCAUGAAACUUUCAGAUUCAAUAGGCCAGGACUGGAAACUUCACGCUCUCAGCCUGGUGAUGAGACAUAGACCUGAUAUGAAGAUACGGGACGCAUUCAGUUCACAUCAAACCCUGAGAUCUAAUAUAUCUCGGGUUCACGGAGUCGGAAGUUUAUGUUUCGGUCUCCUGGCUGGAGAACUUGUAUCCGCGAACCAGAUUUCCAGUCUAAUCUCUAGGAUACUCUCCAGGGCUGAGGUGAACUGGGACGCAUUGUUAACAGUAGUCACAGUUUCCCUCCAAGCUCUCUCCAGGAUGGAUCAAGAGCUGAGCAACUGUUUACGUAACCUAAUUUGUGAGUCCUUGAGUACCCAGAGCAGUGAAGCGUUCCUGGCAGGAUUACUUGUAUCUAGGCACGCCUGUCUGGAGGAAUCUCCUGAGUUUUCGUCCUAUUCCUCCUGGUUCUUUAAACUAUUCUGCGGAGAAGGUUCACUUCUCUCCAGUCCUUCUCAAGUCGAGUUCUUCUAUAAAGUGCUGACAGGAUUAGUCCCGGAAGAACCUGAGUUUGCUCUUAGAGCUCAGUUGUCCAACCAACCUAGAAUUCCACCCAACCUGAAGUAUUUAUCCGAGGAAUAUCGUCAGCUUGCUCGAACCCAACUCCUAGAUGGAACCAGAGAGCCGGGGUAUAAAGUUCCGGAUCUGCUUGGACCCGGAGUAAUAAAGCUUGCAAAAGAUCUUGUUCUCGAAUGGAGUAGGACGGAGAAAAUACCCGGACAGAUCCUAGAAGCUAGCAUGUUCAAGCAACCUUUCUAUAUUCAUCAGCUUCUCCCGGCAAUCAUGGUUUCAAGUGCUCCGGGUUCAAUCUUGUACACAGCUCAGGGUUCUCUGCUAGAGGCUCUCAACUCGAAGGGCAAGGUUCCAUCUCAUCUCUACCGAGAAUAUUUGGUUGGGGAAAUACAGGAGAAGUUCUGUCCUGAAGAAUCGAUUAACAAUUUGUCCAGUCAAGAGAGUGGGGUGAGUUUAGAGAACCUGAGAGAAAACUUCAAGGUUUUGGAAAAUCUCCCUCUGGAUUUUCAAGAGGAGAUUGAAACCUGUAUCUCCAGUAUCAAAAACAUUACAGCUAAACUCAUAUCAUGGAAAAAGUGUAAACUGAACCUAUCUACUAUUAUGAACCUUGAGCUCAAUGAACCUUCAAAUCAGGUUUGGAAACUGUACAGUCGGAGCUUGAGUACUUUACCCCAUCCGGAGAUUAGAAAAAUACUUCUAGGUUUAAUCUUGGAUAAGAUUGAGCUGGUUCUCCUCUCCCUGAGGUAUAUCCUAGUAGAGAGAAUUGAAAUUGAGGAUUUACCGCUCUGCGGAGAAAUCCUGAAAGCUAAUCCCAAACUAGAACUUACUCCUGGAGAAUCAAUUCUUCUCCAAGAUUAUUUCUGUUCCCAUCACCAUGAGAUUGAUACAAUGAGAAAGCUUGAUCAAGUUCUCCUGUUACUACAAGGUUCUGAAUCUGUAUCUCCCAGCUGGACUGGGACCAUAAAGCUUGCCGGGUUCAGGGAUUGGAUAAAAACCAUGAACUCCGUUCAGCAGCACAAAUUAACACUCACCGAAUUCUCACAUGCUCUGCGGGUUCAACUGCAUUUAAAAGACGAUAGUUCUACUAAAGCUGAGAAAUUAAUCUUAUUUCGGAAACUACUAGAGAAUGUACCCGGAGAAGAUGAAAAGAUAUCUGUUGCUUUAAAACAAUCCUUCUCCGAGAAUUCGAUAGAAGAACAGGUUUUGUGUCUACUUAAAGUACUCAGAGAUUUGAACCCGGAGUUAGUCUUCAAGUUCUCAGGAGACGAGGUUAGGACGAGUAAACAGGCUCUCCUUCUCCUACAAGAAUUCGAGCAGGGUCACGCGACUAAAUUUCUAGAAUAUGUUCUUCCUCUGGCAGAGAGAUCACGUGAGACCCACCAGCUCCUAGUUCCUCUCCCUGCCCUCCUGGUUCUGGUUCACAUCGAUACUCGACAACUUACUCCGGGUCUUAGAUUUAGUCUGGCGUUCUACGAUGCUUUAGAAAUUGUAAGGAGCAGCCGAAGCUUAUACCUGGAGCAGGAGUACAGCUCUGUGUAUUCCUGGUGUAGAAGCUCCGGGUUGGAGACUGCAUCCGGGGUAUCCGGACAGAUUAAGGUUGGAUUGCUCCGUCUUGCUGAGUUGUAUCUCCAGGAUGAAUUUAAACUGGACUCCAAACAAAACAAACCUAACUCUAUUCUAACCAAGCUUGAGAGACUAGCCAAAUCUAUGUCAGAACAAGAUGAGAGAAGUUUAUGUUCUCCUGUAGAAACAUGGUUUCCUGGAGCAGUAUCUUCAAACCUGGCAGCAACUGUUCAGGUUGUAAUGAGCGCAGUAUUUCUGCAAGAUCUCCAGUCUUCCCUCCGGUUCCUUCUCACUGGAAUCCUUCCCAUCCUCUCCACUAUAGCCAUCUCCAGUGCCCUAGGGGUCCUGGAGACGGGAUUUCUCAACCAAGCUUUAUUUAAGAAAUUACAAAACUUCUCUCCGACGGAACUUGACUCUGUCCUACGGCUAGUGAAUAGACGGGAAAUUGAUCCUGAUAUUCUAGAUAUUUUAAAUCAAACCUUGUAUCCGGGAAGCGGAGAGAAACCUAGAAAAAAAAUUAAAUUGUCAUAUUUAAACUGUUAAAAACUGCUAUUUAAUAUAUAUACAUGUUAAUUUUGGAACCUUUUCUGUGAAAAUCCACUAGUGUUGUUCGAAUUACCUAGUUCCGAUGGAAGACGCGCCAAAAAUUUCAAAUUGCGUCUGGAAUGGUCACGUGAUCACUGCCUAGGGCUGUUUAACAAUGGCGUCUGUCUAGGUUAAUGUACAUUCUCUUUCGCCGUAAAGCUUGCCGCGCCCACUAUACGCACAAUUUUAUAUAUUUACGACUUAUCAUCGUAUUAAUCAUUUAACCAGGUUCCCAGGCUUGUAAUUUAGUAUCAGGGUCUUAGAACAAUAAGUUAAAGAAACAGUCUCAAUUUAAACUCAGAACGGAGAAAUCGUGUUUGUUUUGACAUGUAUCAUGUUUACAAUAACAAGUGAAAUGUUUAUAGUUUCUAGAACUGUUUGUUUUUAUCGGAAUUAUUUCAGA